AGCAAGAUGGUAUAACUGGCGCGUCUACGCGGAAUUCUCGUUCAAGUGGCAGACAUUAUCACACUUGGAAAGUGAUUUUCGACUAAGAACAUGGCAUCGUUCGUGUGUGGUUUUCUUUUCAUCAUUCUUGGGACAUUGGUAUUAGGAGAAGAAAGUGAAGUGACUUCUUUAGAUGAAAACAUCCGGGGCGCUGUGACCAGGGCUGUGCACUGGAUGAAAGCUCAGCGUCGGGAAGACUACAGCUGGGGCGGUUUCACCCCACGCGCCGUGGUGGCGCUCUCUCUGUCCCAGGAGGUGGUGCCCAUCUUGAAGGACGAGAUGACCGUUAUGACUAAGCAGCUCAAUAUUUUACUAUCUCUGGAACUUGGAAGGAACUUUUCAAUGAAGAGCAUGCGUUUGAGUCGCUUGGCAUUGUACGUGAACGCUUUAUAUGCUACUUGCCAAGAUCCUCGGAACUUCCAUGGCCAGGACCUAGUCCGAAUCUUGCGAUCUCGGACGAAUUCUGCCCUGGUCAAUGCAUCGGACUUCACUCUGCCUGUGGUUUUCAUUCCCCUCUGUCUCGCUCAAGACAUCGGAUAUCAAGAUGUGCAUCAUAUCAUCAAAAUGUACCGGAGCCUUAGAAACAAAACAGAUUUGCAAGCGCUGACCCUUCUGGGGUUAACCUGCAUUGCUCAGCUGAAUCGUUCCGCCAUCAACAAGCAAUAUGUGGAUUCGUUUGCAGCCGACUUCAUGCAGAAUUUCCGCAGCAUCGCACCUUCAAGUGAUGUCUACACGUUGGCACUCGCUCUGCAGGUCUUGCGUGCUGUUUCCGGUGGCCCCGUAGACGUGAACCCGCUGAUCGAGAAGCAAUCCCCUGAUGGCUCCUUUGGAAGCUUGCUAGGCACUUAUUAUGCCCUGCCAGCUUUGCUUGGCAAGAAUGUAUUUGCCAUCAAAGACAAACAUUGUAGCAAGGAUGACCCUCUAGACAACUCUUUGGCAUACCCCCUAUUCGAACCCAGCUCCCCCAAGGUGCAUUACUCUGUGUGGAAGGGGGAAGGAGACGAUCGAGAUUCCCACACUGUGACUGUCACUCUGCCGUCCAACGGAACCUUCUUCGACGUCAUGCAGAUGGCACAGGCCAGGAAUCUGAAUUUCAGGUUCAGUUACGAAGAGAGAGAUCGCAGCAAACAUGUGUACAGUGUCGGUGGCGCACCGAAUGAUGUGCAAAGAGAAUUGUACUGGAUCCUGUACAAGACGGUGGGGCAGCCCAACGGCUUUCAUCCGCAAACAUCCAUGCAGAAAGUAAUUGGAGGUGUCGAUCAGAUCCAUCCAGCACCGGACGAUCACUACAUUUUCUGGUUUAGACGGCACUCGCCUUAUGGAGUAUAAAAAUUUAUCAAACUGAACUGUCAGUAUUUUGUCAUUUCAUCAUUAAAAAAUAAAACGAUACUGACUUAAACAAAUGCAU
Argiope bruennichi is the source of this 1447-nucleotide messenger RNA. RefSeq lists its product as uncharacterized. Gene Ontology annotation, molecular function: cobalamin binding. Gene Ontology annotation, biological process: cobalamin transport. The coding region runs from base 91 to 1368 and encodes 425 amino acids. The transcript has 8 exons. The record is from RefSeq and is a predicted model, not a curated record. NCBI's taxonomy places the organism in Eukaryota, Metazoa, Arthropoda, Arachnida, Araneae, Araneidae.